Molecule: messenger RNA, 4169 nt
Organism: Branchiostoma floridae (Florida lancelet)
Lineage: Eukaryota; Metazoa; Chordata; Leptocardii; Amphioxiformes; Branchiostomatidae
Product: potassium voltage-gated channel subfamily H member 7-like
Exons: 22
Coding region: 618-4154 (1178 amino acids)
Biological process (GO): potassium ion transport; transmembrane transport
Cellular component (GO): membrane
Molecular function (GO): protein-containing complex binding; voltage-gated potassium channel activity
Source: RefSeq, a predicted model, not a curated record
ACUAUUUCACAAGUUCAAGACACUGUGUUUAUAACAUGUAUACACGUAACGUCUAUUUACAUAUGAAUGGUUCGAAUGUUAGCGUAAGAAAUUACGUUGGGUUCUAGAACACGGUUUCGAAUUCGUCGAACAGUGGAACGUUUGUUCAAAUGUAGAACUCCAUUGAGGAAAAAUGGCGCAGGGCCGGACCGACCGGAAUGGGGGACAACGACCGACCCCAUCCAUAUCCACUCCGGCCCAUCCAACUGACCGUCCGGAGGAGAAGAGAAAACUACUGCGGACUUACAUUUACCCUAUGACAAAUGCAUCCCGGGUAUGGGAGGCUAUUGUUGCGAUAACAUGUGUUGCAACGGCUUGCAUCAACACAUUCAAAAGUAGCGUUCCGACUUCCAGAGCGCACAGAGCUGUGGAUACUCUUGUAUAUCUUCGACGCCUUGUACCUCACGGACAUCGUACUACAAUUUUUCUACGUAUAUCUUGACUACGGCGUUCCAGUGACCGAUCUUAAGCUCAUAAGACGGCGGUACCUUAGACGAACGUUUGCCGUCGAUCUUCUUUCCCUCUUACCGAUAGAGCUGAUUGCCUUCGCAGUUCCAGGACAGUCCUUUUGGAAGACGAUGGCAAUGUUUCAACUAAAUCGUCUUCUGAGAACUUACAGAAUCCAGACUUUCUUUGACAUGUUGGAAAUGGAGCUCGGGUUGAACACGGUGUACAUUCGCACCUUAAAAUACACGGCGGUAUCCUGGCUAUGUCUGCACGUUAUGGCAUGCGGAUGGUUCGCACUGGGAUGUACAGGCAAACACUGGGGCAUACAUGAAGACUGUGGAGGGUGGACUGCGUCGACUGGAACGAAUUUCCUUUUUCCGAACAACAACACCGGCUAUGAAUAUGUGAUGUCCGUCUAUUGGGCCACGGCAACGUCCACCUCUACAGGAUACGGUGACGUUCACGCCCAAACGUUGAGUGAAAAGGCGUAUUCUAUCGUAGCCAUGCUGGCUGGUGUAGCGGUGUUUUUCGGCAUGAUUCUCGGCGGUAUGACUUCAAUGCUGACAAAUAUGGACUCCCAGCGCGCCGGGUUCACACAUCGCCUCGAUACCAUCAAGCAAUAUUUGAUCGAAGAGGACAUCCCCGAAAACGCACAGCAACAGAUUAUGAACUACUACAACUAUUUCUGGAUCCGGAAGAGGGGUGUGCAGAGCGAGGGCAUCUUCGACAUUCUUCCCUUCACAUUCCGCGCCGAGAUCGCCUUCCAGACUAACAAGGGCAUCUUAGAAAAGACGCAGUUCUUCUCCCAUCACAAUGUGGGCUUCAUGCGCAUGCUCACUCUGGGUCUGAAGCCAACCCUAUGCCUGCCCAAUCAAGUGAUCGCUGUCCGAGGAGAUUCAGCAAGCCAGAUGUGCUUCGUACAUAGAGGGGAAAUCGAGGUGAUUUCUGAGGACGAUACGCCCAUUGCCUCCUUCAGACAUGGAAAGAUAUUCGGAGAGCUCAGCUUGAUAUUCAACGUGCCACGCACAGUCACCAUUCGCGCCGCCACUCACUGUGACCUGAUGGUGCUGGAGAAAAAGGACCUGCACACCAUCCUCAAUCACUAUCCUGAGGUGAUGAAACGCCUUCACGAGAUGGCUCAACAGCGCUUCAACUCACCGAACUCACCGCUCGCUGGGCUCGUGGACGUGGGAUCGAGCCAGGACGGCAUGUUUGGACAUCUGACCACAGGACCUACCGAUGACGCCGAUGGAGCGGAACCAGAAAGCAGUCCAGGGUCAAACCGCCGGGCCUCUUCUGUCAGACGAUUUGAUCGGAGGAAGCAGUCUGUGGAUCCGAUGACCGGCCACCGAGAUUCGAUCAUGGUCAGUAGUGACGCGGGAAGGCCCUACCUUGGCUCCUCAGCGGGGAUGGACAUUGAGGACAGCAUAGGGGAAUCGACAGGGUCUGCAAGUCUGUCAAGUCAUUUGAGCACGCACUCACGCAGCAUGUCACGGGCUGGGCACAGGAAGUCCAUCAUGAUCAGUGGAUCAGUGGAGCUUCUCAACGCAAACCUCGAGCCGCCAGUAGAGGAGGGAGCUUCUUGCGCCUGGUGCAGAUUGAAGUGGCUCGACGUGGUUGACUGGGUGUCGUCUCACGUGCUGGACCCAACCUCCAUAUUCUGCCGCUGUUGGGAUAUCUUCAUCAACAUCCUGAUCUUUGCAGUCUGCCUAAUCCACAGUUACUUCGCUGCCUUCUAUGUCACCAGGAAGGGCGCCAAUGUCGGCUGGGCCGUGGGCAGUUCAGGUUUCAUCGCCUCCUACCUGAUGGACGUCCCGCUACUGAUGGAUUUGGUAAUCAGGCUGAGAACUGGCGUCUUCACACCAAAUGGAGUCCUAAAAGAUUGGGGAUCCAUCAGGACGCAUUACGUCCGAAGCUGGUGCUUUGUACUUGACUUGUGCAGCAUCCUGCCACUCGAACUCUUCGCCUUGGCAUCACAUCAUCGUGGUACAGUCCGACUCGGACUAGUCGCAUGCCUCAAACUAAACAGGCUGAUCAAAUGCUAUAAGAUCCCGAAGUUCUUCACGAAAGUAGAGGAAUCGCUGCACAUGAACAUCCUACUUGCACGAUCCCUGAAGUUGUUUGCAUACAUCAUCCUGUUCACCCACUGGUGCUCCUGCCUGCUGUAUGCUCAGUCCUGUCCAGGAUUUAAUACAGACAAGGAGGAAUGGUGUGUGGAAGGCAGUUGGGUGGACAACCAAGGCCUCUCACUCAAGGAGGUUUCCAUGCAUCAUUACUGGAUCAGCUUCUACUUCGCUACAUCGACCAUGACCAGCACAGGUUACGGAGACAUCGUGCCGUCCACCACCACCGGCCGGGUGCUGUCCAUGGUAGUGAUGAUUGUCGGGCUGCUGCUGUGCGGCUACUGCGUCAGCACGCUCGCGGCUACACUGGCCAACAUGGAUGCGGCCAGGGUUGAAUACCAGGGAAGGCUAACAGCAGCGAGACAAUUUAUGAAGGACCAUGGGAUAUGUCCAAACUUACGGCGCCGAGUGGUGAACUACAUGGUACUGAUGUGGCGAAAGCUCAGGGGCGAGGCUGUAGCAGGGUCUAUGGGUCUCAUGCACGACAUGCCGUUAGCGUUACAACAGGACGUCGCUUUCGAAGAGGCAAAAGCAGUUUUGGAGCAGGUCCCGCUGUUUCAACAGACAGAUCCUUACUUUCUACGAGAGUUGGCAGUUCGCUCACGCGCUGUGCUGUACGCACCCGGGGACGUGAUUGUGUAUUCUGGAGACAUCACCCGUGACCUACACAUGAUUCGGAAGGGCUACUGUGAGAUACUGACGGAUGACCUGGCCGAAACGAUCUCUCUCAUGGGCCCUGGUCAGUACUUCGGGCAACUGCCGCUGCUCUUUGGGGAUCAACAACCGGAUACGAUCAGAUCCAAGACAUAUGUCGAAAUGAUCAUCUUGACCAGAGAUGACUUGGACGAUGUGCUAUCGAAGUAUCCACUCGUUGAAAAGCAAUUUGACGAUCUGACAAAAAUUGACGACUUCCAUGAGGAACUGCGGCGGAGUAAGCCAGGGAACAAAGAAGGCCCAUCAAAGGCACGAAUCAGGGCCUACAGCCAAAUAGCGGCGAUGGCUGACGGUAAGCAGCUGGAUUCGCUCUUCCUCCCCAAUCUCAACCGCAAAAGGUCCGCGCGCGUAUUCAAGGUUUACCCAGAAGAGGCGGGGGAGAACAAAGAGUACUUGGAGCCAUUCCGCCAGGAGAGCAAAGCAGUUCGCAUCCUGUCCAAGGUGCUGAUGAGGCGUACCUUCAUGACGUCUGGGACGUGGUUCCGGAUAUGGAUAGCCUUGCGACAGGUGAUGUCAGCCGCCUCUACCUUCACCUACACCUUGCAAGCAGCCUUUAUGCGCGAAUCUUGGCCUUUAUUCGGCUUCAACAUCGGUCUGGACGUUUGCAACUUCGUGGACAUAUACAUCAAGUUGCAUGCAGCCUUCUACAAUGACAUUCAGGUGAUGGUCACGCAUCCUCUCGAGACUGCCAGACAUUACAUCAAGACUAACUUUUUGAUGGACAUCAUCGCCAGCUUUCCCAUUGAACUACUCGCCAUUCCUUUCAUCACUGACGUACGUAUGCGGUUUUCAGAUACUCCACGUAGCAUUUCAAUUAUCAGAUUUUCAUAAGACAUUUUUCAGUUU